Bubalus bubalis (water buffalo) is the source of this 8298-nucleotide messenger RNA. It is a transcript of the gene RPS6KA3, whose product is annotated as ribosomal protein S6 kinase A3. The record is from RefSeq and is a predicted model, not a curated record. Bases 663 to 2798 code for a protein of 711 amino acids. Gene Ontology annotation, biological process: intracellular signal transduction; protein phosphorylation. Gene Ontology annotation, molecular function: magnesium ion binding; ribosomal protein S6 kinase activity; ATP binding. The transcript is spliced from 21 exons. NCBI's taxonomy places the organism in Eukaryota, Metazoa, Chordata, Mammalia, Artiodactyla, Bovidae.
UUACUUUCAUUUAAGAUAGGAAGAAUCUGUCCUUACAUCACAAUCAAAAAGUUUCUUGCAUGUGGUCAUUUUCUUCCCAUAGUUCGGAAACUCUUCCUCAUUGACAGGGAACACCCAUUAUAUGUCUACAUGUAACCUUAAAGUAGUCUUGAAACUGUCUUUUGGAGUGUGUGUAUAAACAUUACACAGGGUAAAAUUUCACAUGUGAAUGGAUGACUUAUUAUUUUAGCAGUGCUGACUAGUUUCCGUUGCUUUUAAAGUGUCAUAUAGUUAAGAAAUACCUUAAGAAAUACCAACCUAUCUCAGGAUUCUGAAAUAAAAGAAUGUUCAUUUUACUGGUUGUGAAAGUCAUCCAGAUUUCUGGGAACCAGGCGUAUGAACAUUUCAACAGGAUUUUGCUAUCAGCAAAUCUGUUUUGGUUUCCUGUUCUGGCCUCCCUACCUAUCAGCUACAUUAGUGCCCUCGCCAUUACGGUUCUCCUUUCUUUUACCACAGGAAAAUUGUCAGGCCUCUUUCUCUAGCAUUUCGGGACCCGCCUGACAGGAAAUUUUCUAAUUGCCGGAACAGCUGGUAGGGGAAAACUUUGCAGGGGCUUGGCCUUCCCUUUCUAACUUAAGUUUUACCGUCAGAAAUUCUUUUAUCACCAUCAUGGUUUCGUAGCCAUGUUUAAAUUUCUGUCUUUUCGUGUUCGCUCUAUACAGGAAGAAGGCAGUAUCAAAGAAAUUGCAAUCACACAUCAUGUAAAGGAAGGACAUGAAAAGGCAGAUCCUUCCCAAUUUGAACUUUUAAAAGUAUUAGGGCAGGGAUCAUUUGGAAAGGUUUUCUUAGUCAAAAAAAUCUCAGGCUCUGAUGCUAGACAGCUUUACGCCAUGAAAGUACUGAAGAAGGCCACACUGAAAGUUCGAGACCGUGUUCGGACAAAAAUGGAGCGUGAUAUCUUGGUAGAAGUUAACCAUCCUUUUAUCGUCAAGUUGCAUUAUGCUUUUCAAACUGAAGGGAAGUUGUAUCUUAUAUUGGAUUUUCUCAGGGGAGGAGAUUUGUUUACACGCUUAUCCAAAGAGGUGAUGUUCACAGAAGAAGAUGUCAAAUUCUACUUGGCUGAACUUGCACUUGCUUUAGACCAUCUACACAGCCUGGGAAUAAUCUAUAGAGACUUAAAACCAGAAAACAUUCUUCUUGAUGAAGAAGGUCAUAUCAAGUUAACAGACUUUGGCCUAAGUAAAGAGUCUAUUGACCAUGAAAAGAAAGCAUAUUCUUUUUGUGGAACUGUGGAAUACAUGGCUCCAGAAGUAGUUAAUCGUCGAGGUCAUACUCAGAGUGCAGACUGGUGGUCUUUCGGUGUGUUAAUGUUUGAGAUGCUCACUGGUACACUACCUUUCCAAGGAAAAGAUCGAAAAGAAACAAUGACUAUGAUUCUUAAAGCCAAACUUGGGAUGCCACAGUUUUUGAGCCCAGAAGCCCAGAGUCUUUUACGAAUGCUUUUCAAACGAAAUCCUGCAAACAGAUUAGGUGCAGGACCAGAUGGAGUUGAAGAAAUUAAAAGACAUUCAUUUUUCUCAACUAUAGACUGGAAUAAACUGUAUAGAAGAGAAAUUCAUCCACCUUUUAAACCUGCAACUGGCAGGCCUGAAGAUACUUUCUAUUUUGAUCCUGAGUUUACUGCAAAAACUCCCAAAGAUUCACCUGGCAUUCCACCUAGUGCUAAUGCACAUCAGCUUUUUCGAGGGUUUAGUUUUGUUGCUAUUACCUCAGAUGAUGAAAGCCAAGCUAUGCAGACAGUUGGUGUGCAUUCAAUUGUUCAGCAGUUGCACAGGAACAGUAUCCAGUUUACUGAUGGGUAUGAAGUAAAAGAAGAUAUUGGAGUUGGCUCCUACUCUGUUUGCAAGAGAUGUAUACAUAAAGCCACAAACAUGGAGUUUGCAGUGAAGAUUAUUGAUAAAAGCAAGAGAGACCCUACAGAAGAAAUUGAAAUUCUUCUUCGUUAUGGACAGCAUCCAAACAUUAUUACUCUAAAGGAUGUAUAUGAUGAUGGAAAAUAUGUGUAUGUAGUGACAGAACUUAUGAAAGGGGGUGAAUUGCUGGAUAAAAUUCUUAGGCAGAAAUUUUUCUCUGAACGAGAGGCCAGUGCUGUCCUGUUUACUAUUACCAAAACUGUUGAAUAUCUUCAUGCACAAGGGGUGGUUCACAGAGACUUGAAACCUAGCAACAUUCUUUAUGUGGAUGAAUCGGGCAAUCCAGAAUCUAUUCGCAUUUGUGAUUUUGGCUUUGCUAAACAACUAAGAGCAGAAAAUGGUCUUCUCAUGACUCCUUGUUAUACGGCAAAUUUUGUUGCACCAGAGGUUUUAAAACGACAAGGCUAUGAUGCUGCUUGUGACAUAUGGAGUCUUGGUGUCCUCCUCUACACAAUGCUUACUGGUUACACUCCAUUUGCAAAUGGCCCUGAUGAUACACCAGAGGAAAUACUGGCUCGAAUAGGCAGUGGAAAAUUCUCACUCAGUGGUGGCUACUGGAAUUCUGUUUCAGACACAGCAAAGGACCUGGUGUCAAAGAUGCUUCAUGUGGACCCUCACCAGAGACUGACCGCUGCCCUUGUGCUCAGACAUCCUUGGAUUGUCCACUGGGACCAACUGCCGCAAUACCAACUCAACAGACAGGAUGCACCACAUCUGGUCAAGGGUGCCAUGGCAGCUACAUACUCUGCUUUAAACCGUAAUCAGUCACCAGUUUUGGAACCAGUAGGCCGCUCUACUCUUGCUCAGCGGAGAGGUAUUAAAAAAAUCACCUCUACAGCCCUGUGAAGUGACCUCAGUGAGAUAUUUGGUACCAUGGUGUAAGUUGAUAGCACAAGUUCUGGUGACAGGUAGCACAUAUCUGAGAGGCACCUGCAAGCACACACUGUCCCAGCUGGUACCCAUAAUGCUGCUGCUCCUGCUGCUGCUCCCGCUUUUGUCUCUUCUCGCUUUAAAUGAUUGUUAGCAAGUUAGAUUUUCCUGGAGCUUCGGAUGAAAUGAAAAUGGAAACAUGAUGAAGAUAUAUUCACUGAAUCAACAAGAAUAAUAAUGAACACAUGAAUACCACCUAAAAAUACACUGAAUAAAGUACUCUACACCACAUAGCAUUAUUUUUAUAGGAAAUAUUUCAUGUCCCUUAAAUAUUCUUCGUUAGUUAUAGGGAUGGACAGUUUAUGUUAAGCACUUAGCUUAAACAAUCCGUUUCUAUUAGCACUGUAUCCCUUGUGCCAUCCAACAUUUUGUAUGUUUUUGUAAACAGUUCAUAUACAGUACAUUUCUGUACUGCUUUCUUUAACGUAUACAUGCCUUGUUUAACUUGGAAUCUAUUAUUAAUCAAUUGACUAUUAAAUCUGGUUAAAUAGUUCACCUGGAUUAACAGUAUUGUUGGACAGCCCUCAAAAUGGCCAGAUUGUAGAACAGCCUUUGAAUGUAAUACUUCCAAAAUGUACAUAUCUUUCCCCAUGUCUGUUUCACUGGUUCAUUUGUUUGUUUGUUUCUUAAAGUCAGGUGCUCUGUCAGGCUAACCUAGAGAGCUUUUGUGAUAGAGAAAGUUACUGUGUGUGUGUGUGUGUGUGUGUGUAUGUGUGUGGUAUGACAGACAUCAAGAGUACACCUAUGAAGUUAGUCCGUAUACUUUGCAAAAUCCUUAGGGUCUUUUUUCCUUAAUUAAGGAAGUAGUUCUUACAUUUUUUAUCUUAAAUCGUCUCCAUACUUAGAAUUUGGCAUACAUUUGGGAUUUUUCCCAAUAUACAUCAAAGACCUUUAAAAGGCAUGGUGAAGAGAUGGCAAAGGAAAAUUUAGCAACAGGUCAUUGAAAUCCCAUUGGACUUUUCGUGUUUAAAUAGAUCAAAUUGCAGAAUUUAGCUUAUGAAUAACAGGAUACUGUUCUUAUAUACCUGCAGGAAAAGUAUGCUUUUUGGGGGGGGGGGAGAAAAAGAUAAAUCAUAAUGAAUUAUAUCCCAUUAAGAUGCUCUACAUUAAACACUAAUUUGAAUGUAAUAAAGGCCAUGGGCCUCUCUAUGAAAUUUGGACUUAAACUUUCUUAUUCUAGGGAAUAAAACAUUCUGGAUCAAAUAUUAUCUGUUCUAACCUUAAAUCAUAGCUGAGGUAGACUAAGUGAAUGUUUAGCAUUGAGUGUUUUCUGAAUUCCUCCUGAUGAUUUAUAGCCAUAUAAUGCUUUCUUUUCUUUUUUAAAAAAUUUUUAUUGGAGUAUAGUUGAUUUACAGUAUUGUGUUAGUUUCAUAUAAUGCUGUCUUUAAUUUCAGAAAUGAUCAGUUUUCACAAUGGGCACUGUAUCUGCUUAUUCAUUAUCUACAUCAAAUUUGGUAGUUUCCACAAUUUCAUUAAAGAAACGUCUGCAUCCAUUAUUACCUGUAUCUUUGCCAAGCUACCUAGCAUACAUCAGUAUGUAAUACAAUAAACAUACGAGCAAGGAAAAGGUGUUUUAACUUAUCUCGUCGAGAAUGUGCCCGAACAGAUCUUUCCUAGUCAUGUACUAAGCCAUUUACAUCAGAAAUCUCUUUUCCUGCCAGAAGCUUUAAAUCUUCCCCCUGAGAGUACAAAGCCAAGAAAGCAUGGUUUAUCUAAAUGUCUUGGAAGCCACUUGUUAUUCCUUAACUUCUCCUCUGUGUAAUUCAAGAGAAAGAGAAAAGUGAUCAUGCCAUUUGCCCAGGUGACACAAAAUGAUUAUUGCCUAGAAAUCAAAUAUAAAUUUAUCUUCUAAAUAAAAAAAUACAUAAGAGGAAGGAUUUCAAAAAAUCUAGAUGGAGAAAGUUUUAAAAUAUUCUUGAGUAUAUGGAUGCUAACGAUUAACACCUGCUUUCCAUUGCCUGGAAAUAAAGGUUUGUUUUUUUUUUUUUUCUUCUCCUCUAUUAAGUGUUUCAAACCAGAAAAGUGGAGUCACUCAGUCGUGUCCCGACUCUUUGUGACCCCAUGGACUGUAGCCCACCAGGCUCCUCAGUCCAUGGAAUUUUCCAGGCAAGAGUACUGGAGUGGGUUGCCAUUUCCAGUCAUCCCAAAUUCUUGUCACUUACGUAAUUCUAGGCAGAAAAUAGAUCUUUUCAGAUUUUUGACACUGAUGCUAUUUCAUAAGUGCUUAGGUGUAUUGUUAAUUGUAGUCUUUUAAAACCAGAAGUAAAUGUGUAAAUCCUUAUAAAUUGUCUAGUCCAGCUUUCUCAUAUUGCAUGUAAAGAACCUGAGACCCAGAGCAAAGACUAGAAUCCUUAACUUCCCAUUCAGUUUCUUUCCCUCAUAACACCGUGCUGCCUUCCCCUCAUAUUAUCACACGACCAUGUGCUGAGUUGUUCAAAAACUAUAGUUCUUGGAGCAGUCCUCUGCUGGUACAUGAAUGCCUUCUUUGCCUUCUCUGCCUAGAAGAGCUGCCAGUUUUAUUGGAGAUAACUGGUUAUAUGUUCACAAAACUGAAGGCCUUCUGCCUAAAAAGCAGUUCAUACUUUAUUUCAUCUGUGAUUCUGGUGUUCCUAUUGCCUUUGACUUAGAGCAGACAAACUUGGCCAACAAUGUGCUCUAAAUGUAGUGCCUCUGCUGGGAUAACCUUUCCAUUAAUUUCUUCAAGUCCAGUUUGUCUUGGGCCCUACAAUUGGAGUGAGGCCCUUUCCCAUUAGUGCUGCUGGUUACCUCCCAGGAGGUUUUAGUUCAGUCUGAAGGAUAUUUCAGUAUGAAAGAAGGAACUAAACUAACAGGCCACUUUCACAAACCUCCUCUUAGCUUAUAAUCCAAAAUAAUAUCCAGAAUGGUAGGUUGAAUUUAACAUUACCAAGCACAUACUGGAAAAUCUGGAUUACACUGUACCAUGUGUUUUCUAUCUUCCCUUUCAAGCGAUGAUGCUAAAUUAAGGUAAGUUUUUUGCCCUCUGAACUUUUUGUAUAAGUAAAUAAUUUUCAGUUCCUAAUUCAUAGACAUGUCUUCUUUCUAAGUACAAUAGACUCUUCACUUUAGCAGAUUUGAUAUAGAUUCAUUUAUUUGCAAGCAACCCCAAAAGUCCAAAAAUAUAAUAAUUUUGACAAGGCACAAAGUUGGGAUGCUGUGAGGCUGGAGACUGACAUGUGGGAAAAGUCACUUGGUGAGUGUCUGGAGAGGGUGUGGUGUGUAUGCAGUAGAGAUUCCGCGUUUCACACACAGUGGGCUACAAGGAGCUGGUUUGGGUCAACCUUUUCCCAACUAUUUUUAAGAAAUGGUUACUGUUGGGACAAGAGAACAUCAUGGGAAGUGGGGCUAGUCUGUCAGCUGUACCUUGUACCCUCAGCUCAGGAAAGGCUUCAUGAUUGGGCACAAUGGGUUGGGUAGGAAAAGCACUAGGGUACAUCCAGCCUCAGGUGACAGCAGAAAAGCAUUCACGAUUUGGGGGCUUAGUACAAAUGUGCAUCACCACAAAAGCCAGCAGUACACACUUCAACAUGGCUGUAAUUUUUCUCAACUUCCUGGCCUUUAUACAUGAGCUGAAAAUUUUCAGGUUGCUUGACUAUAUUUUAUAGAGAAAAUUCUCUCUUAUGGUGGUAUCGAGCAUUUGAAAUUUACAAAGGCAUUAGGACAGAUAUCUCAGGAAUGUAAAUGGUCAGAAAAGGUCUGCUUUCUGUGAUAAACAAAUACGAUGAGUUCCAUAGCUGACCUUGGUGCUUAAACCAGGGGGUUCCAACUAGUCCUAGAGCUUCUGUCCACUUCCAUGUGACUAACAAACUGGAUGUAUACUUUGAGCCUUAUUUAAUUCACAGAUAAGUUGACUUAACUCAGCAUUUUUAUUUCAAUUAAUGAAAACAGCCCUCUCUUCACCUCCAGAUUGCUUACAUUUUGCUGGUCUCCCCAAGUGACCAUUAGUGGAGACCAAUUAAUGAAGGAAUGAAAUUUGCUGUUUUUUUUUUUUUUCAAUUUGCUUUCUUGGGACUGUGGUGUUCUGCAGAGCCAUGCUUAACCACUUUUUCUAGUGAAGAGUCUACAGAAUGAUAAUAACUAAAUAUGGAUGGCCAAGAAGAUUUUGUAUCUACAGUGCGCUUUAUAUAUUUUUGACACUGCUGUAUUUUGUGUGAUCGAAUGACCUGUAACUGGUUCCAGUGUGACUGAGUGUUCUCAAUGAAUUCUAGUAGCAAAGUCAACUUAAUUUUCUUAAGCCUUGUAUUACUAUCUGUCUCACAUUUACCACUUUGAUUCCAGUCUUUUAACUGUUCAUAACAGGGCAUACCAAGGGUUGGGAUGAGAGCCUACUUCCUACCUCUAAAGGCACUUUCCUCAUUAUUUUGCCAUAUAACCUUGAAGUGCAUGAUAAGCUGUUUAAAUGUCCAUGACUUCUCCCAGAGCAACUAGCAAAGUAUAUGACAUUGAAUAGAGAUUAGUGGAAAGGAAAAUUUUUAGAGACUAAACAGAGGUGUAAACCUCAAGAAAACCUCUUUAGAGCACAUACCAUUGGAGUACAAUGUAUGUAAAUGUAUGUGAGAAGAGAGUUGCUAUAAUAGUCCUCUCUAAGUAGAUUAGUUCAAUAUCUAAUGGAAGUGAAAAUCUUUACUCCUAUUAUCACUAUAGUACUGAGUGAACUGUAUACUGAGUUUUUCAAACAAGUACUUAAAGUAGAACUUUUAAAUAUAAAGCAAGGGCAUAAGGACAAAGGUUUUGGUUUGCGUUUCUCUAAGUGUAGUUUACCAUCUAAGGCUUUCUUUUUUAAUUUAAAAAAAAAAAGCUUCAAGGUAUUGCCAUUCCUUAGCAUCCUUAAUAAUUAUGGGUGAUGAGUUUUUAACUCUUAAGAUUAUAUACCUGUAUUACGUUUAUCUUAAUUCUUACCCUAAGCAAAAGGGAAGGUAUACACCUAAGGGAUGUAAUUAUUUUGCAUUUUUGGCCAUGGGUGGGAAAGGGGUGGGUAUCUACUUAAACAGUUUUUAAAAAAGAAAAAAGUCACAAAUAUUUUUCUACUCUUAUAUAUGAUUUUACUUUAUACUAGUUUCUCUCUAGUAAGGCAUGCCAGAAGCCCAUGACACCAUAUCAUGAGUUUAUAUGUAUUGUACCUUUUAUUGGUGGUUAAAUCUCAUCAGAUGCUUGGCACUGCUGCCAUGAUUAUGAAAUGCUUGUAAAGGAUUAAAUAUCACUGAGUAUUUUAAAUUGUUUUACUUAAGAGUCUAAUCUGGGAAGUUUUCAAAUCAUACUAUUAAUGUAUAAUCUAAGCUCUUUCAGAUGUAUCCACGAAUAAUCCUGGAACAAUAUUGCUUGUAUUCCUGUCACAGAACAGGUUUUGUAAUCUUUAAAAGAAAUGAAAAUUUAUAUAAUAAAGUUUCAAAUAAAUGCA